AUGGAGCGGCGGAAGGGACUUAAGCCUGGUUGUCCAGAUGCAGGGGAGGUUGGAGAAAAGCUCAGUGUCCGCACUGCCAUGGGCGUGGUUGCCCGGGUUUGCUGCUUCGAAGAUGGAAGAUGGCACGAUUCCCCUGCACAGGCUCUCCCUCAUGGUAAGGACAAGUACUCCCGGCUGUAG
Messenger RNA from Pelobates cultripes (western spadefoot toad), 180 nucleotides. The record is from the annotation of a GenBank genome assembly. Lineage: Eukaryota; Metazoa; Chordata; Amphibia; Anura; Pelobatidae.